AUGGACUUGCAGCUUACCGCAGUAAUUGCAGCCUGGCAGGACCUGUGGAUAACCUCGGUGAUUCUACAAAUUGGUGAGGAAUCCUACAAUUCAAGAGCCAUCAAUGGAAUGAAAGUCAGGAUAAAAGAGAAGAGUAUCACCAAGAGAUCAGUCACUUACCAGCUUGGUUUCCACAGCAUUGAACUGAAUGAGCCUCCUUUGGUACACACAGCAGCCAGUCUCUUUAAAGAGAUGUGUUACCGAUACCGAGAAGAUCUGAUGGCAGGACUUAUCAUUGCAGGCUGGGAUCACCAAGAAGGAGGGCAGGUAUACUCAGUGCCCAUGGGAGGUAUGAUGGUCAAGCAGCCCUUUGCCAUUGGGGGCUCUGGGAGCUCCUAUAUCUAUGGCUAUGUGGAUGCUACUUACCGGGAAGGUAUGACUAAGGAAGAGUGUCUGCAGUUUACGGCUAAUGCUCUUGCUUUGGCCAUGGAGAGGGAUGGCUCCAGUGGAGGGGUGAUCCGCCUAGCAGCCACUGCAGAAUCAGGGGUAGAAUGGCAGGUACUUUUGGGAGAUCAAAUUCCCAAAUUUGCCAGUGCCACUUUACCACCUCCCUGAAUCUAGUAUAUAGUAAAAGACACCCCAUUGUGAUGCAGAAGUCAAUAAAGUUUGAAAAAAAUCCAAAAAAUAAAAAAAUAAAAAUAAA
Suncus etruscus (white-toothed pygmy shrew) is the source of this 682-nucleotide messenger RNA. Its product is annotated as proteasome subunit beta type-6-like. NCBI's taxonomy places the organism in Eukaryota, Metazoa, Chordata, Mammalia, Eulipotyphla, Soricidae. Gene Ontology annotation, molecular function: threonine-type endopeptidase activity. Bases 1 to 594 code for a protein of 197 amino acids. The transcript is spliced from 2 exons. Gene Ontology annotation, cellular component: proteasome core complex. The record is from RefSeq and is a predicted model, not a curated record.